ACAGGGUCCUGCUCUGUUGCCUAGCUGGAGUGCAGUGCCACCCCCUCCCAGGCUCAGUCGAUCCUUCCACAUCAGCCACCCCUGACCCUGUCUACCCCUGCCCCGGAGUAGCUGGGACUACAGGUGCGUAUGCCACCACGCCUGGGUAAUUUUUGUAUUUUUUGUAGAGACAUGGUUUCACCAUGUUGCCUAUGAUGGUCUUGAACUUUCUGGCCUCAAGCGAUCGGCCCACUUUAGCCUUCCAAAGUGCUGGGAUUACAGGUGUGAACCACUGUGUCUGGCUUUAAGUUUAUUUUUCAACUCCUGUUACUUCGUUUACGGCAUUAACUUGUAAAUUUGUCACUAACCCACAAUCUUUCCCUGGGCUCAAGACCCAUAUAUACCACUCCUUACCUUAAAAUUCAUGUGUCCCCAACUGAACUUGCGUUGGAUAGUAUUAAAUAGGACUUGUAUUACCCAGUUUAUCUUAGAUUCUGCAUUUGAAUUUGUAACCCCAGGGAAAUGGCCCUUUCCUACAUCUCCAGCCCUUUUUAAUGUCUAUGCACAGGAGGCUGAGGCGGAAGGAUUGCUUAAACCCGGGACGCAGAGGUUGCAGUGAGCCAUGGUCACACCACUGCACUCCAGCCUGAGCAACAGAGCAAGACCCUGUCUCCAAAAAUAAACAACACACCAAAAAUUCUGCAGUUUCCCAAAGUCUACCUCAGAGUUUUCACACAUUCUGAUCCCUCUGCCUGGGGAUGCUUUAUUCCCUUCACCUAGUUAAUUGCCUACUCGUCAGAUAUUAGCUCAAACCUCAGUUUCUCAGGAAAGCUCCUCAUUCCCUCAGAUUAUUCACUCGUCUCAAAUACAUAUUUAUUGGUUUAAUGUCUGCAUAAAGUGUAAGCUCCAUGAGGGCAGUGCCUUUGUCUCCUUUCCUGCUCUUUGGCUGAGGCCUAAUAUAUUGACACAGUAGGUACUCAAGAAAUAUUUCUUGUAUCACUGACUAAAUUAGAUUGAGAUAAAGUAAUAUUGUGAAUCAGUGGCUUACUACUUAUUUUGUAGAUAAAACAAUUUACCCUGUCUUGAGAUGGUAACUUCAUUUUUUUUUGAAACGGAGUUUUGCUUUUGUUGCCCAGGCUGGCGUGCAAUGGCGCGACCUUGGCUUCACCGCAACCUCCGCCUCCCGGGUUCAAGCGAUUCUCCUGCCUCAGCCUCUCGAGUAGCUGGGAUUACUGGUAUGCACCACCAUGCCCGGUUAAUUUUUGUAUUUCGAGUAGAGACGGGGUUUCUCCAUGUUGGUCAGGCUAGUCUCGAACUCCCGACCUCAAGUGAUCCACCUGCCUCGGGUUUCCAAAGUGCUGGGAUUACAGGCAUGAGUCACCGCGCCUGGCCAAGUAACUUCAUUUUUAUGGCUAUGCCAUUUCAGGUAGUGCUUCGUUGAGGCAUCAAGACUCCACUGACCAGCUUUUUCACUUUAUUGAAUUACAUAACCUUUUUUUUUUUUUUUUUUUUUUUUUUGAGACAAUGUCUGACUCUGUAGCCCAGGCUGGAGUGUGCAGUGGUGCACUAGGCUCACGGCAACCUCCGCCUCCGGCUCAAACGAUCCUCAGCCCCGUCCUCCGUACCAGAGUUGUCUGCUGGUUCUCAGCUUGAAGAAGAUUCUGCAGUCCUUAUUGAUCCUUUUUCUUGGCGUUACCAUUUUUGAAGCAAAGUUAACCUAGCUUUCUAGUUUGAGCUUUCUUUUUGGCCGUCUUUAAAAAAAUUUUUUUUUUUAAUCUAUAAAAUAGACAAGAGCUAGUUCUACAAUGUCCAAGUCAUUCCAGCAGUCAUCUCUCAGUAGGGACUCACAGGGUCAUGGGCGUGACCUGUCUGCGGCAGGAAUAGGCCUUCUUGCUGCUGCUACCCAGUCUUUAAGUAUGCCAGCAUCUCUUGGAAGGAUGAACCAGGGUACUGCACGCCUUGCUAGUUUAAUGAAUCUUGGAAUGAGUUCUUCAUUGAAUCAACAAGGAGCUCAUAGUGCACUGUCUUCUGCUAGUACUUCUUCCCAUAAUUUGCAGUCUAUAUUUAACAUUGGAAGUAGAGGUCCACUCCCUUUAUCUUCUCAACACCGUGGAGAUGCAGACCAGGCCAGUAACAUUUUGGCCAGCUUUGGUCUGUCUGCUAGAGACUUAGAUGAACUGAGUCGUUAUCCAGAGGACAAGAUUACUCCUGAGAAUUUGCCCCAAAUCCUUCUACAGCUUAAAAGGAGGAGAACUGAAGAAGGCCCUACCUUGAGUUAUGGUAGAGAUGGCAGAUCUGCUACACGGGAGCCACCAUACAGAGUACCUAGGGAUGAUUGGGAAGAAAAAAGGCACUUUAGAAGAGAUAGUUUUGAUGAUCGUGGUCCUAGUCUCAACCCAGUGCUUGAUUAUGACCAUGGAAGUCGUUCUCAAGAAUCUGGUUAUUAUGACAGAAUGGAUUAUGAAGAUGACAGAUUAAGAGAUGGAGAAAGGUGUAGGGAUGAUUCUUUUUUUGGUGAGACCUCGCAUAACUAUCAUAAAUUUGACAGUGAGUAUGAGAGAAUGGGACGUGGUCCUGGCCCCUUACAAGAGAGAUCUCUCUUUGAGAAAAAGAGAGGCGCUCCUCCAAGUAGCAAUAUUGAAGACUUCCAUGGACUCUUACCGAAGGGUUAUCCCCAUCUGUGCUCUAUAUGUGAUUUGCCAGUUCAUUCUAAUAAGGAGUGGAGUCAACAUAUCAAUGGAGCAAGUCACAGUCGUCGAUGCCAGCUUCUUCUUGAAAUCUACCCAGAAUGGAAUCCUGACAAUGAUACAGGACACACAAUGGGUGAUCCAUUCAUGUUGCAGCAGUCUACAAAUCCAGCACCAGGAAUUCUGGGACCUCCACCUCCCUCAUUUCAUCUUGGGGGACCAGCAGUUGGACCAAGAGGAAAUCUGGGUGCUGGAAAUGGAAACCUGCAAGGACCUAGACACAUGCAGAAAGGCAGAGUGGAAACUAGCAGAGUUGUUCACAUCAUGGAUUUUCAACGAGGGAAAAACUUGAGAUACCAGCUAUUACAGCUGGUAGAACCAUUUGGAGUCAUUUCAAAUCAUCUGAUUCUAAAUAAAAUUAAUGAGGCAUUUAUUGAAAUGGCAACCACAGAGGAUGCUCAGGCCGCAGUGGAUUAUUACACAACCACACCAGCGUUAGUAUUUGGCAAGCCAGUGAGAGUUCAUUUAUCCCAGAAGUAUAAAAGAAUAAAGAAACCUGAAGGAAAGCCAGAUCAGAAGUUUGAUCAAAAGCAAGAGCUUGGACGUGUGAUACAUCUCAGCAAUUUGCCGCAUUCUGGCUAUUCUGAUAGUGCUGUUCUCAAGCUUGCUGAGCCUUAUGGGAAAAUAAAGAAUUACAUAUUGAUGAGGAUGAAAAGUCAGGCUUUUAUUGAGAUGGAGACAAGAGAAGAUGCAAUGGCAAUGGUUGACCAUUGUUUGAAAAAAGCCCUUUGGUUUCAGGGGAGAUGUGUGAAGGUUGACCUGUCUGAGAAAUAUAAAAAACUGGUUCUGAGGAUUCCAAACAGAGGCAUUGAUUUACUGAAAAAAGAUAAAUCCCGAAAAAGAUCUUACUCUCCAGAUGGCAAAGAAUCUCCAAGUGAUAAGAAAUCCAAAACUGAUGGUUCCCAGAAGACUGAGAGUUCAACCGAAGGUAAAGAACAAGAAGAGAAGUCCGGUGAAGAUGGUGAGAAAGACACAAAGGAUGACCAGACAGAGCAGGAACCUAAUAUGCUUCUUGAAUCUGAAGAUGAGCUACUUGUAGAUGAAGAAGAAGCAGCAGCACUGCUAGAAAGUGGCAGUUCAGUGGGAGACGAGACCGAUCUUGCUAAUUUAGGUGAUGUGGCUUCUGAUGGGAAAAAGGAACCAUCAGAUAAAGCUGUGAAAAAAGAUGGAAGUGCUUCAGCAGCAGCAAAGAAAAAGCUUAAAAAGGUGGACAAGAUCGAGGAACUUGAUCAAGAAAACGAAGCAGCGUUGGAAAAUGGAAUUAAAAAUGAGGAAAACACAGAACCAGGUGCUGAAUCUUCUGAGAACGCUGAUGAUCCCAACAAAGAUACAAGUGAAAACGCAGAUGGUCAAAGUGAUGAGAACAAGGACGACUAUACAAUCCCAGAUGAGUAUAGAAUUGGACCAUAUCAGCCCAAUGUUCCUGUUGGUAUAGACUAUGUGAUACCUAAAACAGGGUUUUACUGUAAGCUGUGUUCACUCUUUUAUACAAAUGAAGAAGUUGCAAAGAAUACUCAUUGCAGCAGCCUUCCUCAUUAUCAGAAAUUAAAGAAAUUUCUGAAUAAAUUGGCAGAAGAACGCAGACAGAAGAAGGAAACUUAAGAUGUGCAAGGAGAUUUAAUGAUUUCAAAGAAAAUAAUGGUUCUUUGUUUUUAAUGUUAACCUUUUUUAAAUACAAUACUGAUAGUUAGAAGAAAACUAUUGUACUCUUUUGUUUUAGUGGAGAAAUAAUAGAUGUCUGUUCAUGUGUUAAGUGUUAUAGCAAAAAAAAUACACAUAUGGUUAAGUUAAUGAAUAGUUUUUGUUUUAUCAGAAUGGCAACAGACAGAAGUACUUUGUAGAGAUUGACUUCCUAAGCUACUUAAGACAACUUGCACCACUAAGAAAAAAAUGUAGAACCAUUUGGAAAAAUGAAAUUUAGUAGUUCCAAGUUUCAAAGAAAUGUCAACAUUUUAUUCCAUUCAAUAAAGAACAAAACCAAUAGUGUUUUUAUUACUUUCAUCUGAAACAUUCCAUGUUUUAAUCUGAGCCUUGCAGACUUUCAUUUGGAGUUUGAACCCGUUUUGGUUGCAUUUCAUUUUUGGAGAACUUAAUUAACGUGAGAUUGGCAAUUGAAAUGCAGGUGCAGUUUUCUGUUAAUGUCAUGCUGUUGUUUAGGUAAUAAGAAAUAUUAAGUAAUUGGCUUUAGAUUUUGUAAUUUUUUUCCCUGAGUUCCUGCUAGAUUUCGUAUUCUAGUAGUCAAUGUAUUUUCAGUGAAAUGCAAAAAUAUUCCCGUUAUCUUUGACCAGUAUUAAUUUUUGAGAUCUUACUGCUUGUCACUUGAAUCCCGUGAUUGUCAUACAUCUCUGGUAUAAGCAACAUUUGAUUUUUGAAGUGUGUAGACCAUCUCUUCAUAUUUUCAAGAUGUAAUUUUACAUUUCUGCAUUUUUAAAACAGUUUGGCCAUAAUCCUAGAUGCACGCUUCUAAUUCAUGUACCUGCACAUGUGACCUUUGUGAACAGAAAUUUGCAUGUAUAAUUUGUGUUUACUUGUAACUUUCUGGUUAUAUACUGCUUAUAUCUGUGGAUUCAAGUUACUGAAGUGAAUACCAAUAAAAAGAAAACCCUAGGCCAUGUUAAUUGGUUAUACAUGUUUGGAAUGUUAACCAACGUAUUUGUCAGUUGUGGUUUUUAUUCGCUCUUAAACUUUGUGCAUGCUUUAACAAUUUAUUACUUUUAAAUCUAGAGUGAAUUCUAAAGACUGCCGCUAAAGAUCUGAGUUUUAAAAAUGUUGUUGCUGGUGGAUUUCUUGUUCCUGUUACAUAACUAAAAGUGAGGCCAUUUGUGGUUUUUAAAAACCUUAUGAAUUAAAAAUGCUACAGGUGAACAAACAGAAGCUUAUGUUUAGAGAUAUUGAUGACUUAACAGUACAAUUGGAAGUAAUACGGAUGAGCAAGAAUUAGUUCUGCAGCUUUUCAAAAUAAUUACGUAGAGACUCUUGGUAUAUUGGAUUAUCUGUUGUAAACAAUUUUUUUUUCUUCCCUGACACAGGGUCUCACUCUGUCACCCAGACUGGAGUGCAGUGGCACAGUUCUCUGCAACCUCAGCCUUUGGGCUCAAAUGACCCUCCUACCUCAGUCUCCUGAGUAGCUGGGACUACAGGCUCAUGCCACUAUACCUGGCUAGUUUUUGGUUUUUUUGUAUAGAUGGGGCUUUGCCAUGUUGCCCAGGUUGAUCUUGAAUUCCUGGGCCCAAGUGAUCUGCUCGCUUCAGCCUCCCAAAGUGCUGGGACUGUAGGCAUGAGCCACCAUCCCUGGCCAAGAAACAAAGUUUUAAUUUCAAAAAAAUCUACAAAAACAGGAUAGGCAUUGUCUUUCAAAUGUUCAGACCCCAGUUUAUUAAAGGAUACUUCAAAUAGUUGGCUAAAUUUUAUGAUCUCUCCCGUUGAAAAGUAGGUGAUGAUUUUAAUGUGACAUGCACAAAAAAUCCUUGCCAGUUUACUUCUGCAAUUUAAUUUUAGCCUUUACUAAUUACCCACUUCUGUUUAAUUCCAAUUUUUAACAGCAGGUACAUAAAGCAUUAUGUGCACAAUGGAGUUCUUCAGUGUUUCCUUUCAGUGAUGGCUUUUUCAUAGCUUCAACUUUGUUGGAUUUAGCAAGUUGAAGGAAAGAAUGCUAUGUUUUUAAUACCUACAUUUGAGAGCAUUUAGAAAUCAGAAAUUAUAAUAAGCUGUUAGUGAUAAAUCUGUAACAGCCCUUCGAUUACGAGAAAACCUCUUUUUAGUAGGAAUGUUUCCACUCAUGUUUGCUGUAAAGUUUAAGAACAUUUUUCCUACGGCUAUGUCAGCCCUUAGUUUAAUCUUACAUUAUCCUACAAAAGUGAAUGAAACUUCUAGAAGUACCUUGA
Homo sapiens (human) is the source of this 6610-nucleotide messenger RNA. It is a transcript of the gene MATR3, whose product is annotated as matrin 3. The record is from RefSeq and is marked reviewed. Gene Ontology annotation, molecular function: RNA binding; zinc ion binding; nucleic acid binding. Bases 1785 to 4328 code for a protein of 847 amino acids. The transcript has 15 exons. Lineage: Eukaryota; Metazoa; Chordata; Mammalia; Primates; Hominidae. Gene Ontology annotation, cellular component: nuclear matrix; nucleus.